AGAAAGCUCAAGGGCAUGGGUAAGAUUGUGAAGGAUAUGAGGUACACUAUCUACUCUCCAUUGGAUGGUCAGUCAUGUGCUGAUCAUGACCGAGCUUCAGGUGAAGGUGUUCAGCCACAAGACUAUGUUUUGAUUAAAAUGGAGGUCAUCCCUCCAUUUCCAUCGAAGUUCAAAAUGUUGGAUGGCCGAAACAUCUUCCUGGCGGCAGCAAUAUUACGACUUGAAACAAUGUAUGGGCAAACAAACUGUUGGGUACUUCCUGAGGGCAAGUAUGGAGCUUUCGAAAUUAAUGAGACUGAUGUUUUCAUUCUUACACAAAGGUCUGCUCUUAACCUUGCAUAUCAGAAGGUAUCUAGAGUUCCGGAGAAGGCAACUUGCUUGCUCGAGUUGUCUGGUCUGGAUCUUAUUGGUUUGUGACUAAAGUCCCCAC
Messenger RNA from Dendrobium catenatum, 430 nucleotides. RefSeq names its product leucine--tRNA ligase, cytoplasmic-like. Gene Ontology annotation, molecular function: aminoacyl-tRNA deacylase activity; leucine-tRNA ligase activity; ATP binding. Gene Ontology annotation, biological process: leucyl-tRNA aminoacylation. Lineage: Eukaryota; Viridiplantae; Streptophyta; Magnoliopsida; Asparagales; Orchidaceae. The record is from RefSeq and is a predicted model, not a curated record. The coding region runs from base 16 to 417 and encodes 133 amino acids. The transcript has a single exon.